Messenger RNA from Ectocarpus siliculosus, 1691 nucleotides. NCBI's taxonomy places the organism in Eukaryota, Phaeophyceae, Ectocarpales, Ectocarpaceae. The record is from the annotation of a GenBank genome assembly.
AUGCCGGGAGACAGCGAAACAGCCAAGCCGGAGAAGCGUGACCGGGAGGAGGCGGAGCCUGUGCCAGCUGCCGUGGUAGCGGGCGCGGCGGACACCCCGGCGCCCGCGGCGAAGAAGCUCAAGCCUGAUGACGCGGCCGCCACGGAGACCCCAGCGGUUGCUGCUGCUGAUGCCGCAGCCCCUGCCGAUGCCGAUGCUGCCGCGCCUGCGGAGCCCGCCAAGCGCAGUACCCGCACAACCCGGAUGACUGGCGCCAUGAUCAUCGUCCUUUUGGGCAAUGAUGCCCUGCCGGCGUACCCUCGGCGCUUCGCUUGGAGCGCAUCGAUCUUCGUGGAGUUCGACAAGAAGGAGGCCGCCGAAAAGGCUAUCGCCCGUUCGGAGGACUACUUCUACGAAGGAGAACCCAUCGCGGUGAGACCGGCGAGGAGCGACGAAGAGCGUGCUGCCGCUCACACCGCGCCAGCUCCUGAGCCCCUUGUCUACGAGGCUGGGAAGAUCAUUCACAUCGCUGGCAUCCCCGAGUCUGGAGUAUCGCGUGAGAGCCUUAAGAACGCCGUUGAGAGCUUCGGGACGGCUUUGUACGUCGACUUUUCCUUCGGGGGGCGCGAAGCCUGGAUUAGGAUGCAGAACCCGGCGGAAGCCGCAGCGACGGUGUCGGGUGCGAAGGAGACAGACGGGCUAACGCUAGCGGCGGAGGUGGAGGACAAGGGAACGGUGUCGCUGGUGGAGGGGGCCGAAGAGAAAGAUUACUACGACCGCAUGGAAAAGAUGAGGGCAGAGCGGCUGAACCGUGGCAGGGGUCGCGGACGAGGCAGGGGAAAGGGCCGCGGGAGGGGGGGGCGUGGACGAGGGCGUGGGCGUGGUGGCGGUGGCGAUGGUGGCGGAGACUGAAAUCAGACCACAGGAGCAAAGUAUCGCAUUGCAGUGUAGUCAGACAGCAGAAAGAAAGUGUCGUGUGUGGCAGGGUGGUGGGGGAGACUCAAUGGGGCCACAGACAGAAAAUGUCGCGCAACAGAUAGGCGUGGACGGCAGCAGUGUUGAAGCAACAAAUAUAUGCAGCGUAUUUAGUGGUGUAUUCGUGAGGGAGGUUGUGGGGGGGGGGUUCACGCAGCGAGGUAAGGCGUUGGGCGAUGUGGCGGAACUUUUUAUCAGGACUGGAUGGCCUUGCGACUGCGAUGCUGUUGUAACUUGGAAGUCUCGUGACUCUGAUGGUAUUUGUGUGAGUCUUUUGCACGCGAUUUUUUCUUGGCGUUUGGUGUCGUGUGUGCCUUGUAGCUUGUGGCUGCCUCUGCGGCAGGGUUCUCUCGCCCGAUCCUUUUCUCACGCGUGGGAGGGUAAGGAUAAGACCAUUGCGGGAUGUCGUGGACAUUGUCACACUGCGGCUGGUUAUAGGCCGAAAGCUUUUCCAACUGUUGGAAAACAACAACUAUUGGUCGCGAUCAGGCGAGAGGUGGGAAUGGAUGGGUCGGGAAAAUUGCGGCAAGAUUGUGAAGAAAAGAACAAAUUCGACCAGGAGCGGGACAAUGGAUAGAGACGCAAUUGAUCCAAGUAUGGUGGGGAGAAAUUUAGCGGCUCGAACCAAGGCGUUUUAUGUUUGGGAGAGGUAAGAGUAAGGCGUGUGUGCGGGAGGGGGCGUUGUUAGGACUUCCAUCGUGCUGCUGAUGUGUUCUAAGAUUUAAGUACCCUAAACA